AUGUCCCACACCAAGAACGCCCUCCCUAAGUACUUUGGCAAGCACGGCCACCAGGAUCAGAACCCCAACGAGACCAAGAAGGGAGGCCACGGAAAGGGCAACUGGGGCAAGCCCGAGGACGACAUUGAGGAUCUCGUCGAGUCGGGCGAGUUCAACACAGGUUACCACCGACGCCGAACCAAUUCCAACGGCGUGGGCAACAUCCAGCGGCCCGACUUUAACAAAAUCUCGGACGACUACGAGCAGGCCAUUGUCGAAGAGGAGGUCAAAUACCAGUCCUAG
This is a messenger RNA of Yarrowia lipolytica CLIB122, 282 nucleotides long. RefSeq lists its product as uncharacterized. The record is from RefSeq and is a predicted model, not a curated record. NCBI's taxonomy places the organism in Eukaryota, Fungi, Ascomycota, Dipodascomycetes, Dipodascales.